Molecule: messenger RNA, 1230 nt
Organism: Python bivittatus (Burmese python)
Lineage: Eukaryota; Metazoa; Chordata; Lepidosauria; Squamata; Pythonidae
Product: interstitial collagenase
Biological process (GO): collagen catabolic process; proteolysis; extracellular matrix organization
Cellular component (GO): extracellular matrix
Molecular function (GO): metalloendopeptidase activity; zinc ion binding
Source: RefSeq, a predicted model, not a curated record
UUGGCUGAAGAUCUCAGAAAAAUGCAAGAAUUUUUCCACCUGAACAUGUCUGGAAAGCCUGACCUGGAAACUUUGGCAGUGAUGCAGAAGCCCAGAUGUGGUGUACCUGACUUGGGGUCAUAUACUCUUACAUUAGGGAAUCCUAAAUGGGACAGAAAAGAUAUUACCUACAGGAUUGUAAGCUACACUUCAGAUAUGCAUCCAUCUGAUACAGACAAAGCCUUCAGAAAAGCAUUUGAAGUCUGGAGCAGUGUGUCACCUCUGACUUUCAAAAGAAUCUAUGAUGGUGAAGCAGAUAUCAUGAUCUCUUUCCAAACCAGAGACCAUGGUGAUAAUUCUCCUUUUGAUGGUCCUGAUGGAAUCCUGGCACAUGCUUUUGAACCUGGGAAACACAUUGGUGGAGACGCCCAUUUUGAUGACGAUGAAUUAUGGACAAAUGAAGGCUCAAGAGGCCGCAACCUAUUUCUUGUUGCUGCUCAUGAGCUUGGCCAUUCAUUGGGUCUGUCUCAUUCCACGGAUCCUGGGGCCUUGAUGUAUCCCACCUACUCCUACACAGAACCAAGAUUAUUUCGUCUUCCGCAGGAUGAUAUCAAUGGCAUUCAAGCCAUCUAUGGAAAAUUAGAUAGCCCAAUACAACCAACAGGACCUACCACACCAGAAGCAUGUUCUGCUAAGACUUCUUUUGAUGCUGUUACCACCAUGCGUGGAGAAAUGAUGUUCUUUAAGGGCCGGCAUUUUUGGCGUAAGCACCCUCAGAUUUCCUCUGUGGAACUGCAUUUCAUCUCUCUUUUCUGGCCAAGUCUGCCCUCCAGUAUAGAUGCUGCUUAUGAGAACUUUGAGAAAGAUCAAGUUUUCCUUUUUAAAGGAAACAAAUACUGGGUUCUAAAUGGAUAUGAUAUAACUAGCCAGUCUCAAAGUAUUUACAGUCUGGGAUUACCAAAACAUGUGAAAAAAAUUGAUGCUGUAUUUAGUGAUCCAGAAGCUGGGAAGACCUAUUUCUUAAUUGGGAACAAGUACUGGAGAUAUAAUGAAAUUGAACAAAGCAUGGAAAAAGGAUACCCCAGAAGUAUAGUCCAAGAUUUUAAAGGGAUUAAACCCAGAAUUGAUGCUGCUUUAUACCACAGUGGCUAUAUCUAUUUCUUCCGAGGAAUGAGAGUGUUUCAGUUUGACCCUGAGAGCAAAAGAAUUGUUCGGCCCAUUCGAAGGAGCAAUUAUUGGCUGAAUUGUUAA